This is a messenger RNA of Trichomonas vaginalis G3, 699 nucleotides long. RefSeq names its product phospholipase C/P1 nuclease family. Bases 1 to 699 code for a protein of 232 amino acids. Lineage: Eukaryota; Parabasalia; Trichomonadida; Trichomonadidae. Gene Ontology annotation, biological process: DNA catabolic process. Gene Ontology annotation, molecular function: endonuclease activity; nucleic acid binding. The transcript has a single exon. The record is from RefSeq and is a predicted model, not a curated record.
AUGCUAGGAAGCUUUGAAAAGAGUUUAUUCCCACAAACAAUUCAGGGAGCAUGGCCAAUAAACGUAGCUUGGAAAUCAUAUUUUGGUUUAUUUUUAGAAGCAUUUAAUCCAACAAAUAUUGCAAACUAUUAUUCAAAUAAUCAUACAGAAGGUGAUAAUAAUGGAAAAGAUUUCGAAAUAUUCUAUAAAGGCCGAAAAACUAAUAUUCAUGAUUUUUGGGGAUCUUUAUGCGGCAGAUUGACAGGGAAAUAUCCAUUUAAUUCAAAUGUAUGGAGUGAUAUUGAUAAAUAUGCGCAUGAUAUCACACUUGUAUAUAGAAAUGUAACCCAUUACCAAAAUAUUAAUGAUAUUUUAACACAAUCUUAUAACAUUGCUAAAGAUGUUGUUUAUGUUGGUGUAAACGAAGGAGAAAUUCUUUCGGACGAAUACGUUGAGAAAUGCUAUGACGUGACUUCAAAACAAUUAGCCAGCGCAGCGUUUUCUCUUGCUGAUAAACAGCGUACACUUGGAGUAGUUCCACCAAAAAUAGAAUAUGUUAAAGCUCCAUAUUCAGGAUCCUUUUUAUUAGGAAUUUGGAUGUUGUUAUUGAUGUUCCCAUUUGCUAUAUUUAUUGGAUGGAAAGCUUGGUCUCCAAGGCCAAGAAGAACUUCAGCUAAUGUAAGAGUAUUAAGGGAAUCAUUACUCCCUACAAUAAACUAA